Messenger RNA from Microthlaspi erraticum, 771 nucleotides. The record is from the annotation of a GenBank genome assembly. Lineage: Eukaryota; Viridiplantae; Streptophyta; Magnoliopsida; Brassicales; Brassicaceae.
AUGCCUUCAUUUUAUGGAUCCGUCCCUAUCUUGGCCGUAGCGGCCAUACAAUUCCUUCUUCUACGCAGUGUUUCGUCCCUGAACCUGACCAAUGAGUAUCUGCACCACAAAUGCAUCAACAGUCAAGGGAAAUACAACAAGGGAAGUGUAUACGAGGCAAACCUCAACCGUGUCCUCGGUCUCACCUCUAGCGCCAAUCUUGUUGACGGUUUCUCCGACGCCACCUAUGGGGAGGCCCCUAAUGCCGCUUACCUCCGACUCCAAUGCCGUGCCGACUCCUACUUGUCCAAAUGCCAAGCCUGCCUCUCCACCGCCAUCUCUGAGCUUCGUAGGAGAUGUCCGGGAAACAAGGGAGCGAUAAUAUGGUACGACCAAUGUCUUCUCAGGAUAUCAAUGAUCCAUGGCUAUGGGAAGGUCGAUAACGAGAACGACUUCUUUUUGUCAAACCCCAAAAAGGUGAGCGGAAAUAUAGAGUCGUUCAACAAAGAAACAUCGGCUCUACUGGUGAAUUUGACAGCUAAAGCCACAAGUACAUCCAACGUAGGCUCUGACUCGCUGGUGCUGUACGCGGCUGGGGAAAAGAUGAUUGGGACGAAGAAGGUGUUCGCAAUGGUCCAGUGUACGAAAGACUUUGUGUUUAAAAGUUGCUUGACGUGUUUGCAAGGGAUUUUAAAGAAGUUCCCGAUGUGCUGCAAUGGUAAACUAGGAGGGAGGGUUUUAGGUGUGAGUUGUAACUUUAGGUAUGAGUUAUACCCUUUUCUUAGAAGCUAA